AUGGACUCAAGAUAUCGUUUUUCAGCAAAUAUACCAAAUCGUUAUGACCAAAGAUCAAAUAAUAAUCAUCCGAAUCAUAUGAAUAAUGGAAGUCGUUUAACUCCAACAUCCACUCGUUAUUUUCAUCGAGUUUCACCCAUAUUUCCUCCUCAUCAUCAACAACGUCUUCAUAAUCCAUCAUCAGUAUUAUCUUCGUCAUAUUUGGGCCCAUUACAACAACAUCGACCACGCUUUCUUUCCACAUGGGAUCUUACUCCAACGCCUACUAUUUAUCUUUCGUCACGCAAUAUUGCUACGACUACACCGACACCGACAUCAGUGUCGAUGCAACAGGAUGAGGAUCGCACACAACUUCAAUCAAUGCCAGCGAAAGAUUUCGCUGAUUUAGUUAUGUUACCACGUGAAUGGCGUCGUGGUGAUGAUUGUAUUCAAUGGCCUCGAAAUCAUGAUUAUUAUAAUAUUGAAUGGCUUGAAAAUCUUUGGAAAUAUAUAAAUGAAAAAUUUCCAAAUGAUUUAUCUAUGCUUGAAAAUACAAAUAUUCUUUAUUUACAACCAUUAUCACGUCCAUUAGGUGUAUCAACAGCUAAUAAUACAAUAUCAUUAUAUAAAUUAUCAAAAAAUAUUGGUCUUAUACAAUUACCUAUUGUUCCAAGUAAAGAUGAUUUAGCUAUACAAAAAGUUUUAUUAAAAUUAAAUUUUUAUUGUAUUGAACCAUUUCCGGAAAUGAUUCGUCGACAUAAAUGUAUUGAUGAAUAUGUACCACAAUUAUCAUGUUUAGGUUUAUUACAAAUAUUUAAAUGUCGUUUAAGACAUUUUACACAAUUAAAGAUUCAACAUGAAUUUAAUACAUUGUUAAAUGAACAUGAUAUUAAAUUAUUACGACAAUAUUUAUCACGUAUAAUGACACAACAAUUAGAUGAUUCAAAUAUUCAAUGUAUUAAACAAUUACCUAUAUUUGAUAAUGCUUAUUUAAAUACUGAUUUAAAUCAACCACAAUAUAAAAAUAUUAGUUUAAAUAAUAUUUUAUAUAUAUAUGAAUCAGGAAUAAAAUUACCUGUUGAUUUACAACCACCGAAACAAUGUAUUCAUGUUACAGAUAGUGAUUCAAGAGUUUUAUUAGAUAAAUUAGGUUAUGUUAUACAUGAUUUUACACAUGUUGCCAGAUAUCUUAUAACAACAAUUGGACAACAACAGCAACAAGCAAAUAUACAACAACAGCAACAGCAACAAAAUUCAUCAACAAUUAAUGCAACAUUUAAAAAUGAUCAACAAAAAAUGUCAUUUUUAGGCAAAUGGCUGUUAUCAAAUUGCGCAAAUUUAAUUUUAACUGAUGUUGUUUGUCAAGAUAUAUUAUCAACUAGUCGUUUAUUUUUAAAUCGUACCGGCGAACUAUGUUCAUGCCAACAAAUGUUUGAUCCAUCAUCAUUUCAUUUAAAUAAUAAAGAAAAAUUUUUAACUUUAUUUGAAUUAAAAUAUUUACCAUCAAUUGAAAUAUGUUCAAUAAAUGAACAUUUAAUUUUACUUAAACAUCUUAAAUUAAGACAAUAUUAUGAUAUAAAAUGUGAUGAAUUAAUUGAUAUAUGCGAAUUAACAAUAAAAGAAUCAACAACAACUGGUAAACGUUCAUUAAUGUUUUUAUUAGCUGAUUUUAUUAUUGAUAUAUUAAAUCAAAAUCCAAAAUUAGUUGAUGAUUAUUCUCAAACAAAACGUAUUAGUCUUAAACAAUAUUUAAAUAUUACACAAUGGAUACCUGUUAUGCUCGAACGACCACAUUCAUAUCCAUCAACACUUACAUGGCAAGGUUCCAUUGAUUCUCGUCGUCCUUUUGUAACACCACGUGAAGUAUGUGAUAAAUCUCAUGCAUUUCUCGUUGGUGCUACAGCUCUUGUAUCUUCUCUUGAUUUACCUGAAUCAUUUGUUUCUUCAAUACGUUCAUCAAAUUCAUCAUCAUCAUCAAAUCGUUCAUUAAUCGAUAUGCGUGAAGUAAAACUUGAUUUAUUAAUAAAACAAUUAAAAUGUAUUGUUUUAUGUUAUUUAAAAUGUUCAUUACAUGAACAAAAAAGUGAAACAUUUGAUUAUUUAAAUUUAUGCAAACGUUUAUAUGAUGCAUUAUCCUAUAUAAAUAAUCCAAAUGAUAUAUUGAAAGAAAUGCGUAUAUGUGAUUUAGUUGAAUGGAUAUGGAAUGGUACAAAUGGUUUUUCAUCAUCAAAUCAAUUAUAUCUUAUUGAUAAAACACAUCCAUUAGCAUCUUAUGUUCAAAUACUUCCAUAUGAAUUAUAUAAUUAUAGGAAAUUUUUUGAAUCAAUGGGUGUUAAAUAUCAACCUGAAUCAGCUAAAUUAGAAGAAUUAUUACGUAAUCAACAAAUAUAUGAUGAAAAUUUAUUUAAAUGGAUUAAAGAAACGUAUACAACAGAUCGUCGUUUAUUACAAAUGAUAAAUGAUCUUGAAAUAAAAGCUACUAAACAAAUGCCAACAAAACCUAUCCCAGACGAACAAACAAGAAUAACAUUUUCAAGUACAUUAGAUUUAUCAGAUGAUAAAAUUUAUCUUUAUCUUCCAGAUAUAUUUAAUAAACAAAAUAAUGUUAAAGAAAUUGUUGUUCAAGCAUUAACAACUAUUUCAAAAGAAAAAAAAUGUCAAUUAUUAACUGAAGAAGAUUAUUUUAUACGUAAAAUGUCUGGAAAUGAAUAUCAAAAAAAUUUAUAUGAUCAUUAUCGUGCAUAUAAUGAUUUACUUUUACCUAAUUUAAAUGUUUUGCCUAAAAAUGUCAAAGAUAUUCUAGUUUUAUUUGCAUUAGAUCAUGCUGAUGCAUUAAUGUUAAAUAUUCUAAAACAACAUUGCUGUAUACCAUGUACACCAAACGGAAGAAUUUUAAAUAAACCAUCAAAAUUAAUACAUCCAUAUUGUCGUUUAGCAUCUCUUUAUUCAGAUAUUGAUUCAUUAUUUCCAUAUGGUGGACAAGAUUCAUAUUUAAGAGAAGAUAGAUUAAAUGUUUUAAAAUUACUGGGGAUGAAAUGCGAUGAUAAUCUUUUAACAUGGCCUGAACUUGUUGAACGUUGUGAAUCAAUUCAACGUAUGCGUGAUUAUGAUUUAGCUCAUGAACGUUCAUUAGCACUUCUUCAAAUUCUUAAUGAUAUGUUAACAUUAUCAAAUUCAAAUACAACUCGAACAUAUGAUGAAAAUGAUGAUUCAUCUGAUCGUCGUUCACGUCAAUCAGCAUCAAUAUCACGUGAAAAACCAAUUAAUUCUCAAACAUCAACUGUUCAUACCCAUGAAGCAUUACAUGAUAAAGAAGCACGUUCACGUGCAGCAUUACAAUUACGUGAAUUACCAUUUAUACCAAUAAAACAACGACCUAUAGAAUUAAAUGGUAUUAGCUUAACAUGGAUGGGUGAUAAAUAUAUUGGUCGAUUAUUUAAACCAAAAGAUAUUUUAUCACAACAAUAUGAACAAUUAGUUUGUUGUUCAUGGCCAAUAGCACAACAAUCAAAAAAUGCACAAGAACAACCAAUUAUAACAAAACAAGUUGAACAUUUUCUUGGCCUUGAUGAUAUAAAUAAAAUUGAAUUACGAGAUGUACUUAAGCAACUUGAUGAACUUGCUAAAUUAACUGUUAUUAAUGGUCCUAGUUCAGUUACUUAUAAUCAUCAAAUCACAUCGAAAUAUAUACUUGACAUGAGUUAUUCAAUAUAUGAUUAUAUUCAAUCAUACUGUUUUCCACAUUUAAAAACAAAUGAACAACGUACAUCAACAAUAAAAUCUAAUCAAUUGGAACAAUCUAUACGUGAUAUACGAGAAUUUUUUUCUCAACGUCGUCUUAUUUAUAUGAGUGAUUCAUCAUCAACGGAUACAUAUUUAUUUUUAUCAUUAUCACAAUUAUUAUGGCAUGCACCAAAUCGUACAUCAUUAUCAAAUAGUUUAAAACCAUAUUUUUAUGCAUUACCAGUAACAUUACAUAAAUAUUAUAAGAAUUUCUUUCUUGAUUUAUUACAAAUUAAAAUACAAAUUGAUGGUAAAGAUCUUUUAAAUAUAAUUGAACAAAUUAAAAAAAAAUAUGGAACAAAACCAAUUGAUAAAGAUGACUUAACAUUAUUACAAAAUAUUUAUACAUUAUUAAUUGAACAAUAUUCAAAUGUUUUUAAUACAAAUAUUAUUUUACAUUUACCAAAUGUUGAUUGUGUUCUUCAUGCUGGUCCCACAUUAUUUUUUUAUCCAUUCGAACGAGAACAUAUACUGUCAAAUCCAUCUUCAUCAUCGCAAGACGAACACUAUGUGCAUCCAUCAAUUGAUCGACGUGUUUGUUUAAAAGCUGGUGUAAAAGUACGAAAAACUCCUACAGUAACAGCAACAGCAAGGGCAUCAACGCCACCACCGACUCCAUUAAUAGAAUCUCAAACUGCAACAACAAAUAUGUCAACAACAAAUUCUUCGCGUGUAUUUCCAAAAAUAUUUGGUAAUAAAAAAUUAGAAUCUAUUUUAGCACGUCUGGAUGAUCCACAUAUAAAUCCUCAAUUAGUUGAAAAUAUGGAUGAAUCAAAUCCAAAUAUUGUCUUAGAAUUUUUACUUGAAUUAAAUAAACAUGUACAAAUAACAAAUAAUUUAUCUGAUGAUGAUAUUGUUAUUAUAUUAAAAUACUUUAAUGAUUUUUUAAUACAUGGCUAUCAAGGUAAUUUUCAAAAAUUGCGCGAAUUAAAAAUCUAUAAACCACUUUGGGGUGUUGUUUCUACUGAUGAUAAACAACAACAACAAAUACCUAUUCAACAAUGUUGUUCAUUAGAAAAUUUUGCUCAUGUUUACAUUUUAAAUGAAGAUUGGUCAAAUAUAAUUCGUCGAUCAUUUAAAAGAAAUUUUUUUAGUGAACAAUUUCAUGAAAAAAAAACUGUUUUACUAAUGCAAAAAAAAAUUGAACCAUUAAGUAAAAUAUUUUCUCAUAUACGUUUUAAUAUUUUAUCAGAUUUGGAAAUAUUUUUACAAUUAUGUUUACCAUAUUUUCGAAAAUUAGAUGUUAAAUCUCAAGCAAAUUUAUUAAAAUAUUUUAUUGAAGAAAUUGAUGAAAAAUUAUUUCCACAUGAAAAAGAACAAUGUAGAAAACAGUUACAUGAUCAUUUAGAAAUAUUUACACAGACAUCGAUGAAUAAUAACGAUCAUUCACAAAAAGCAUCAACAGGAAUGUCAAGAGCAUCGCGUGAUCCACCUGAAAUCUGUCCAAUUUAUGAAUUAUAUGAUCCAAAUAUUAAAAAUAUUCGUUCUAUCUUAGAUGUUCAUCAUUUUCCUGAUGAACAAUUUCAUACACCAACAUUAUUAAAGUUUCUUAAGGAAUGUGGUCUUCGUUCAUAUAUAUCAACGGAUAAAUGUAAACAAAUCAUGGAAUCAGUCCAACUUAAUAUUAAACAAGAUGGUUGGACAAAUGAACAACGUAAACGUUCAAAAUAUUUAUAUGAACAUUUAUUAACAAAUUGGACACGUUAUGAUAAUUCAAUAUUAGAUUAUAAAUUUCUUGAACCAUAUCAAAUGCAUUUAGAAAAUGAUGAAUUAUUACAAUUACAUGAGCAAUAUACAAAUUCAACAGAAACUAAUCUGAAUGAUAGUUUUCGUUUUACAUGUAUUAAAUUAAGCGAUGGUGAAUUAUUAAAAGAUGCAAAAUUAUGUUGGACGUCAUCCUAUUUAUUACCAGAAUUUAUUCGUCUUGAAUGUUAUAAUGAUUUAAAUGAUCAACAAGAACCAAUCGAUCAAAAUGCAUUAGAAUUUUUUAAAUUAAAUAAAAAACCAUCAUAUGCAUUAGUACAAAAAAAUCUUGCAAAUUUAGCUAAAAGGUUUUCAUUAAAAUAUGAAAAACUCAAUGAAGUCAAAUCUCCAAUAGAAAUAACUCAACAAAUGAUUGAUGAUAUUUUAAUACCAGUAUUAAAAUCUAUUUAUCAUUAUUUUCAAAAUGAAAUUAAAAUUGAACGUCGCACUGAAAUUUAUAAAGAAUUAGAAGAUCGAGAAUGUAUUUAUUCUCGAACACGUCGUCAAUUUUUACAAGCAAAAUUUUUCUGUUUAAAUCUACCUGUAACUGAUGAAAUUCCACCAUUUGUUUUUUCAUUAGAUAAUGAUUUUCAUGAAUAUAAAGAUUUUUUUCUACAAAUUGGUACUAAACCUGAACCACAUCCAAUGUUAUAUGGUGACAUAUUAAGAAAAUUAUCAAAAGUUUGUGAACAAGAUUAUUUAAAUUCAAAUGAAUUAUGUAAAUCAUUGAAAGCUAUGGAAUGUUUUUUUAAAUAUUUAACAACAAGUACAACAGUUAAUUCACAAACUAGAUUACCUGGUCUUUAUCUUGUCUCGAAUGAUUUUAAAUUAGUUAAAUCGAAUGAUAUUGUAAUCAUGGAUGAUAAAACAAAACUUGAUUACAUGACAAAAUUAGUUCAUGAUAAAUUUAUGUUUAAUCCAAAUGAACGUGUACUUAAAUUAGAUCCAUCAUCAUCAAAUUCAAAACAAACACCAUCACCAACAACUUUACGUGAUAUAGUUGAUAAAAUAUUUGUUAGUCAACGUCCAAUAUUAUUUAGUCAAAAAUAUGAAGAAUCAUUUUCAAUAACUAUACCUGAAGAUGAAGAAUCACAUCGUCAACGUUUUCUAUUUAAUCUUGAAAGAAAAUAUAAUCAAUUAUUAUCAUCACGUCAUUUACAUCGUUGUAUGGCACGUGUCAUAGCUAAUCAUGUUGCACGACAACAAAAUCCUAAAAUAAUUUCAAUUGAUGAUGUUGAAAAUUUAAUACGUCAACGUUUAACAUUUGUUAAAGUAACAUGUGUUGAAUAUCUUGAAACAAAUUUAAUAUAUAAAAAAACACAACAAAAAGUUGAUCAAUCAGUUGAUGAAAAAGCUGUUUAUUUAGUUGUUGAGGGAGAAGAAAAUAUUAUUUUAUAUAUUAGUAUGAAACAUACUGAACAACCAUAUUUUACAUUAUGUUUAGCACGUGCAUUAAGUCCAUGCUUAGGUUUAUCAGAAUUACAAUUAGAUAAUUCUGUUAUGGCUGCUUUAUUAGCAACAACAAUUGGACAAAUGUCUAAAUUAUUAAAUUUAGUUAAUGUUGCUACAGAAGAAAAUAUUUUAUCUAUACUUAAAUUACAAUAUAUACCAUCACCGGGUAAUGUUUAUGGUGAUGAUGUUGAACAAUUACAACAAUUUAAUAUAGAACAACAUCAAGUACUACCAGGAGAUUUAUGUGUUUAUCGUAUGAAUGAUUUAUAUAUUUAUUGUGAAGUUGAAAAAAUUAUAAAAGAAAGUGCAAAUGAUCAAAAUGAUACUAAAGAUGAAUGGUCAUGGAAAAAAACGGAUUCAUCAUUAUCAUAUUUAUUUAUAUGUAAAAUAAAUGAUGCUAAUGAAACACAAAAAAUAGAAGCAUCAAAUUUUUAUGUACUUGAACAUUGGUCAAGAAUAUUUGAUGCUGUACAUACAAAACCAGUUGAUGAGAGAGAUUCAUUUAAAUCAUCAUCAUCAGCAUCAUCAUCAUCGUCAACAACAACAACUACACCAGGCAAAAAUGGUGAUAAAGAUAAAUUCAAGGAUGAAAAAACUCACUCCUCUUCAAAACGUUCAGAAAAAUCCAACAAUGCUGAGGAUUUUACUAGUGAUUCAUAUUCUACUAAUGGUUUUAAUAAUUUUAAAAAAUAUGGUCAAACAUCAGCUGAUAGUGAUUCAUCAAGUAAUACAGCAUCUGAAUCACAAUCAGAAUCAGAAUCAGCACAAACAAAUGAAGAAGAUAAAAUUGAUAAAACUGAACUUGAAUUAACUAAAACAGAAAUCUAUAAUGCUGUUCGACAAGCAUAUCAAUUAACUGGACAAGAACGUAAAAAAACUGUUAAAAAAUUAUUAUUAAAAUGGCAUCCAGAUAAAAAUCCCGGUCGUGAACGUUAUGCAGCUGAAGUUUUUAAACAUUUACGUAAACAAAUCGAUCAUUUUGAAAAUGAUCCAUUAACAUCAUUUUUUAAUACAUUUAAUAAUUUUCAUCAUACACCAUUUUCUGCAUCUGAUCCAAGAUUUAGUUGGAAUAAACAUUCAAAUACAACAAAAACUGAUCAUCAUCAUAGUACAUCAUCAACAACAGCUGAUGAUCGUUUUGGUAGCUUUGAUAAUUUAAAUAAAGAAUCAAAUGAUGAUACAAAACGUAGCUAUCAAGAUAUACCAAAAGAUCCUACAGAUACAAAUGAUGCAAAUAAAACACGUUUCAGUCCACAUCGUUCGUCAUCAUUUCGUACAGCACGUGAAGAAUGGCAAUAUCGUCGUCAACAUGGUUUUCCCAGACGUCAUGGAUUUUUUACUCCAACUGAAGAAAAUGCAACUAAUAGUACAAAUACUACAAAUAAUACAACACAUUCACAAACAUCAUCAUCAUCAACUGGAGGAAUCUCGGAUCCUAUUUUUGAAGAAAGUCCAAAUUCACGCCGUAAACGUAAUUAUCAACAAUCAGAAGCUGAUCGAUGGCUUAAACAAGCUCAACAUGAUUUGGAAAGUUCAUAUAGUGAUAUGCAUUCAUCUACUGGUCAAGUAGCAUAUGAUUGGGUUUGCUAUAAAUGUUAUCGAGCAGCUGAAAAAGCCUUAAAAGCUUAUCAUUAUUAUAAGGAUACGGGCAAAAAUAUGACAGCUGAUAUACCAGGUUUAUUAAUUGGUGUUGAUAACGAUGUACGAGAAAUAGGUUAUAAAUUAUAUAAAUGGAUUGGUGAUCCAAAUCGAAUGCAAUAUCCUAAUGCAGCACGAUUUGCAAAAAUUCCAGCUGAAGUAUUCACUGUUUCUCAAGCUGAACAAGCCAUUGAUUAUACAAAAGAAUUAUUGAAGAAAAUUGAAGAUAUUAUGUAUCCGUGA
This is a messenger RNA of Rotaria sp. Silwood1, 8838 nucleotides long. The record is from the annotation of a GenBank genome assembly. NCBI's taxonomy places the organism in Eukaryota, Metazoa, Rotifera, Eurotatoria, Philodinida, Philodinidae.